UUUCAAUACUGAACGGACUCGUAAGUCGUAACAACUUAAUUCAAUAUGUAGGUGUGAGAAGGGAGGAGAUUAGGGUGGAGGUGGAGGACUCACUCUACAUGGUGAUCAGAACAGAGCUUCUCGACGACGGUGACGACGACAACAGUGAGAGGCGGCUGGGCUUCAUGAGGAAAUUCCGGCUGCCGCGGCUGGUUAACCUCGACCACAUCUCCGCAGACUACGAGAACGGCAUCCUCACCGUCACCGUCCCCCGAAUGAUCUCCGUCGGGGGCGGUUACGUGCUGAUCCCCGUGAAUUCCCCCCGGAGUGCAACUCCGCCGCCCGCGCCGCCUGAGUGGUUGUUUGGGGAAGCGUAGGGGAUGUUAUUGGGUACUACAUUUAAGCACAAGUAUUUGCGUUAUUAUUACGUGUCAUUAAGUAUGAUUAGAACUGUAGUGUUAUUAUUGUUUGAAAGUGUUAUUGACAGUGUAAAUUUUACUACUGUCAGAGAAAAAUAAUUCAAAACAUAAUUAGUUACAAACAAUAAUAAAUAUUGUUUUGGUAAUAUUGGUUUCCCUCCUUGUGUUUGGUACGGAGGAAUUGCUAUGGAGGAGUUAGAUGGAAACAUGUACGGAGCAAAUUUUAGCUUUGCUAAUGAAUGAAGCAAUAAUUAGAGACGUGAUUAAUAUG
This is a messenger RNA of Ananas comosus (pineapple), 669 nucleotides long. Its product is annotated as 18.8 kDa class V heat shock protein. Bases 99 to 356 code for a protein of 85 amino acids. NCBI's taxonomy places the organism in Eukaryota, Viridiplantae, Streptophyta, Magnoliopsida, Poales, Bromeliaceae. The transcript has a single exon. The record is from RefSeq and is a predicted model, not a curated record.